Helianthus annuus (common sunflower) is the source of this 946-nucleotide messenger RNA. RefSeq names its product cytokinin riboside 5'-monophosphate phosphoribohydrolase LOG5. The record is from RefSeq and is a predicted model, not a curated record. Gene Ontology annotation, cellular component: cytosol; nucleus. Lineage: Eukaryota; Viridiplantae; Streptophyta; Magnoliopsida; Asterales; Asteraceae. Gene Ontology annotation, biological process: cytokinin biosynthetic process. The transcript is spliced from 7 exons. Gene Ontology annotation, molecular function: hydrolase activity, hydrolyzing N-glycosyl compounds. Bases 101 to 751 code for a protein of 216 amino acids.
CUUUGUUAUUCCAAACACUCAUCACAAACAAAUUCAAACAAUAUUCCCCAACGAAAAACAAUAUCCCCCAAAAUCUUGGAAGAAUCACAAGUACAAGAGCAUGGACGGAGCAAGAUCAAAAUUUAAAAGCGUAUGUGUUUUCUGCGGUAGUAGUGUUGGUAAAAGAGACUGUUACAGAGAUGCAGCUCUUGAGUUAGGCCAAGAACUGGUGAAAAGAAAACUGGAUCUUGUUUAUGGUGGAGGGAGUGUAGGGCUAAUGGGGUUGGUUUCAAAGGAGGUUCACAAUGGUGGUGGCCAUGUUCUAGGGAUUAUUCCCAAAACUCUCAUGUGCAAAGAGAUAACGGGUGAAACAGUAGGAGAAGUAAAGGUAGUAUCUAAUAUGCAUCAAAGGAAAGCUGAGAUGGCCCGUCAUUCCGAUUGCUUUAUUGCUUUACCAGGUGGAUAUGGAACAUUGGAGGAAUUAUUGGAGGUUAUUACGUGGGCCCAACUCGGUAUUCAUGACAAGCCUGUGGGAUUGCUGAACGUGGACGGUUACUAUAACUCGUUGCUUACCUUCAUUGACAAGGCGGUAGAUGACGGAUUCAUUAUGCCAGCUCAACGUCACAUUAUUGUCUCCGCCCCAAACGCAAAAGAUCUUGUACAGAAACUCGAGGAUUACGUACCAAUGCAUGAUGGAGUGGUGGCAAAGGCAAGAUGGGAGGCUGAACAAGUGGAGUUAAACGCUUCUUUGCACACCGAGUUAGCCAGAUGAUAAAAUGACAAAUUUAGCCCUUCACUUUUCUUUUUCCGUACAGUUUCAAGGGGUAUUCUUGGAAGAGUAAAAUUGUAAUUAACCAGGCUAAAUCCUGGAAUUCCUUUUUGUAAUUAUGGGUAUAAGAAAGAUAUUACAUAGACAUCACAAAUAAAUGUUUGAUAACAAGUUUAGUAUAUAAUUAGAAUUUUGACU